Messenger RNA from Quercus robur (English oak), 2228 nucleotides. RefSeq names its product RNA demethylase ALKBH10B-like. Gene Ontology annotation, biological process: mRNA catabolic process. The record is from RefSeq and is a predicted model, not a curated record. The transcript has 7 exons. Lineage: Eukaryota; Viridiplantae; Streptophyta; Magnoliopsida; Fagales; Fagaceae. Gene Ontology annotation, molecular function: mRNA binding; demethylase activity. The coding region runs from base 158 to 1867 and encodes 569 amino acids.
CAAACACACUCUCUGUUUCUCUCCCUCUCUCUCUCUCUCUCUCUCUCUCUCUCUCUCUCUGAGUCCGUAAUAUCGGCCGGUAAAUAACAUAGUUAAAGUUUCGGUUUUUUGGGGAAUCGUUGUUACUGUGAGAUUAAGAUAUAAAGAUUUAAUAGAUAUGUUGAUGGCGGCUGGGCCAGCUUCACCGACCGAUCGAGCGGCGGCGUCACCGGUGGCGGCGGCGGGGCCGGCAAUGAUCCCGAUGCAGAAUCCGAUGAUGAUAUCGGACUCGUUCGCCAGAGACGCGAUUCUCGCGUGGUACCGUGGGGAGUUCGCGGCGGCGAACGCGAUCAUCGACGCGCUGUGCGCGCACCUGACUCAGUUGGCUGGCGCCGGAGUCGGAGGGGUGGCGUCGUCGGAAUACGACGCGGUGUUCGCUGCAAUACACCGCCGGAGGCUGAACUGGAUCCCGGUGCUCCAGAUGCAGAAGUACCACUCCAUCGCCGACGUUGCGGUCGAGCUCCGGCGAGUCGCUGCCCCGAAGAAAAAGUACGAUACGAUCAAUGAACAGGAUCACGCGGACUCGAACGCCAAGGCCGAGACGAAGAAGAGCGUGGAGGUGAAGGUGGCGAAAUUGGAUGAGCAAGAUCAGAAAGUCGAGGAGGAGGAGCAGAGUGAGAAAAUCGACGAGAAAGUGACGGAAAGUGAUGGAAAUGUCGGACUUGAGCUUGGUGAAGAAGACGAUUCCUCACCGGAUAGCGAUAUCACCGAUUCAGGUUCUCAAGAAGUGCAGCCUGCUGUAGAGAACGUGGACUUAUGUUCUAACCAUGAAGACUGUGAGGCACGUCCCUGCCAGAUCAAGUUGACAAAAGGUUUCUCAGCCAAGGAGCCAGUGAAAGGGCACAUGGUGAAUGUUGUGAAAGGACUAAAGUUAUAUGAGGACGUCUUCACUGAUUCAGAGCUCUGUAAGUUGAAUGACUUUGUUAAUGAACUCCGCGCAGCUGGGCAGAAUGGAGAACUCCCAGGUGAGACCUUUAUUUUGUUCAACAAACAGGUGAAGGGCAACAGGAGAGAGCUGAUUCAGUUUGGGGUUCCAAUAUUCGGGCAAAUGAAAGAGGAAGCAGCAAGCAACAAUCAAACAAGCCAUAUAGAGCCAAUUCCAGCUCUUCUCCAAGGUGUCAUCGAUCACCUUCUGCAGUGGCAACUAAUUCCAGAGUACAAAAGACCAAAUGGUUGCAUCAUUAACUUCUUUGAGGAGGGGGAAUAUUCACAGCCAUUCCUGAAACCACCCCAUUUGGACCAACCCAUCUCCACUCUUCUCCUCUCUGAAUCAACAAUGGCUUUUGGACGUACUCUUGUGAGUGAUAAUGAUGGAAACUACAAAGGGCCACUCAUGUUCUCUUUGAAGGAAGGCUCUCUUCUGGUCAUGAGGGGAAACAGUGCUGACAUGGCUAGACAUGUCAUGUGCCCUUCUCCUAACAAAAGGACCAGCAUCACACUCUUCAGAAUUCGCCCGGAGUCCAAUCAAUGCCAGUCCCCAACCAGUCCUUCCAUGACUGGUGCCAUGACUCUCUGGCAACCAGGCGUUCCAAGCCCAUAUGCAGUCCCAAAUGGAGCUCUCAAUGGCUAUGAGACAACGGACGUGAUGUCCAGAUGGGGAGUUGUUCGUGCUCCAGUGGUCAUGUUAGCACCAGUGCGCCCUAUGGUGUUGAGCCCCCAAAAGCUUCCUCAAGGUGGCACUGGAGUUUUCUUGCCAUGGACUGUGGGAUCAAGAAAACCUGCAAAGCAUCUUCCUCCACGUGCCCAAAAAGGCCGUCUUCUUGCCUUACCUCCUCCUGUUGAAACUCAUGUCACAGAGUCUGCUUCUGAACCAGGCAUCAGUGUUUGAGGAAAAUUGGUGGGAAAGAAGUAAGUCUGUAGCAGCCCUAUGUCCAGAGCAAUAUGAAUCAGCAAAAGGUAGAACUCAUGUUUGCUUACUUGCUUUUGAGGAGUUUCUCUUGUUGUAACAAAAGGAGAAAAGGGUCCAGGUGCUGUUAGAGGAGCUUGUUUUAUUUAUCACAGUAAAAUUAGGCUCUAGUGGUGGUCUCAACACUUUUUCUUGAAUGCCAAUCUUGGUAGAGUUUUAGAGGUAGUUCAGCUUCAAGUAUGAGGGGUGUGAAUUGGGUCAAGUUAGAGGCGAAAUUUUGUAUUAUUGCUUAUAUUUUUCCUUUUCACAGACUAAUCAAAUCACUUUCUGGUUGUGUUGUUCA